Molecule: messenger RNA, 2998 nt
Organism: Doryrhamphus excisus (bluestripe pipefish)
Lineage: Eukaryota; Metazoa; Chordata; Actinopteri; Syngnathiformes; Syngnathidae
Source: RefSeq, a predicted model, not a curated record
UGGCCACUCCAAAUUGUAUGUGAGUGUGAUUGGCUGGCGACCAGUCCAGGGUGGACCCGGGACAGGUGGGAUAGGCUCCAGCAUCCCCCCUGGUGAGGAUAAGCGGUAGAAAACGAAUCGUACGUUUGUACCUCUGCUGGACAUCAUACAGGUUGCAGGUGAGUUAUGUAUUUCUUUUUGACUAAACGCCAUUUACGGCAUCCCUGAUGGGUUGUGGGUCUAAAUGCUGAAUGCUAGACCCACACACUAUCAUACAUGCAAUACACAGCCGCAAAAGUUUUACCAUUACAACGCAACUGCUCAAAGACUUGUGGACAAUUAGUUUAGGGAAGUUAUGUGUCCUAGCAAAGACGUUUGGCUCGGUGGCGGCCAUGUUUUUUCUCAACCAGUCUUGCUACAUUGUUUCAACUUGACACAUAUGUAUGUAAGUGCUGGCUUGGUCAUUAUGGGCUUGAUAACAGCCCCACCGUGUGGUGUAUGUUGGAAAACUAAUAGCACAGACAACAGAGAAAGUCCACCCAUUUGUGUGCAGUGCUAGCUAUAGCUGCUAGCGCCCAAACAUUAUGUUGGUACAUAAAGUCCUUCUAAAGUGAUGGAAAACAUGGCGUGUGUGUGUGUGUAAACGUAGUGCUUGUGUGCCUAAAAGUGCGUGUAAUUUAUGAUCAGACAGUGGAGUGCUGACAUAUUGCCGCUAUUGAUCUUUCGCCCUUAAAUCAACACAGAAGCCUGGAUACUGAUGACGGGCAGGCCAUGGUGGAAGGUGGAGAUAACGCACACACAUGCGCAUGCGCACACUAAUGUGCUACAAAUAAACUAGAACACAGUCUGAGCACAAUAUAAGGACCUGCCAUGGAUUUUACAAACACAUUUUGUGUUGAAUAAAACUGAAUAGUAGUCAAUUAUCUUGUUUAAAAAUAAUAAUAAUAAUAAUGGUAAUGGUUUUAUAUCAUUUGUGCAUGCAUCAGAUUACAAUUGAGUGCAUCCCAUAAUCAGGUCCCAGUUCCACAUGUCCAAAAGGAGUAGGAAGAAGCAAAGCUUAUUAAAUCCUACCCCUCCAUCUGGUACUUUUACAAUCACUAACUGUUACAUUUGUUCACUUCCUGCUUUCCUAAUAUAGUUUCAAAAUUAUUUAAUUUUCAAUAAGUUUUUGGUUUUUAUUUAUUUUAUUAAUUUUUAUAUUUUUAUUAAUUUUUUAUAUUUUGUAUUUUUGUCACAUCUAUUUAUUUUUAUAAAUUUUUAUAUUUUUUAAUUUUUUACAUUUUUUAUUUUUUGUCACAUACCUAAGUAGGAGGUGAUAUGACCAUCCAAUAACACAAUGGUUACCAUAGUAACUGUCAAUAUAGUGAUAUCUAUACUUAGCAAACAUGUAUUUAGCAAACAUCACCUGAUUGUAUUGUUAUAAUAUAAUACAAUAAUAAUAAUUCCACUUUUUUACAUGAUGAUUCAAGUUAAAAAGUGAGGCGUUUUUGGGUGUAGGAAACGAGAUUUUUCAUCCUAACGCUAGUAGGAUCUCCUGAGUGACUUUAUUGGCUUUCUUUAUUUAGAAGUCGAUGUUCUUUAGAAGUCAAAACGGCGUGAAAUCAGAUUUUCUCCUCUUUUAUCCUUUAACUACCCACAUCAGCUGUGUGUGUGUGACAACUCUCCAUCAUCUCCUGGCAGAAGGUCCAUUAGCUGUGGACCCCCUCCUGGGUUGCUUGGCGAUAAAGCAAACCAAGAGUGUUUGACCAACGCAAAUAUUUGGACUUCCUGCGACGUGCACGCAGGCCGGGGUGCAUAUAAACACCGCACGCCCGAUGCUUGCCUCAGCAGAAGCGCAGAAGUCCACCAGAACCUCGUCAGAAGCUCACUCAGAAGGAGGAGAAGCGUGGCUAAAGUCCACCAGAAGCUCUCCAGAAGCUGACGAGCAGCUCUCUAGAAGGACAGGGGAUGUUUGUGAGGGGUUCACCACACAUUCUCAGCAGAAGUCCACCAGAAGCUGACUAGAAACUCACCAGAAGCACUUGAAAGGUUUGCCAGGAGCUUGCCAGAAGUCCACCUGAAGAAGCUUGUCAAACGUCCACCAGAAGUUGACCAGAAGUGCAGGAAAAGGUCGCCACAAGUCCACCAAAAGCUCUUCAGAAGUUGACGAGAAACUCACCAGAAGCACCGGUGAAGCUCGCCUGAAGCACAUGAAAGCUUUGCCAGGAGCUCGCCAGAAGUCCACCAGAAGUUGGCCACAAGCUCACCGGAAGUCCACCAAAAGCUCUCCAGAAGCUCAGCAGGACUCCCUGGUUGGCCUUCUGCUUGACUUCCAAGCAAGCGUCAUGGCGACAGGCAUCAUGAGGAGCUUCCUGGUCCAGACGCCGUCUCUGGAGUGCCUGCCCAUCAUCUUGCAGCGUUCUCCAUCCCAGGAGGAGGAGCAGGAGGUUGGGAGGCCGGAGGAGACGGACAACGAAGAAGAUGAAGAGGUGGAGGAAGAAGAGGAGGAAUGUUUGGAUGAAGUUCCCCAGAACGUUUUGGACGUCACCAAGCAGCUGCUGAAGUUCGCCGACCUCAUCAGUCGAGACGUCCAGAGAUACUUCGGCCGUCGUCACGGCGACCAGGAGACAUGCGACAUCUACGACGACAGCGUGUCCAUCACCGCCGGCGGCCGUCUGCGUUACUACGACGACCUGCUGAGACUCGCCGGGUCCGGAGGUCCGGAAGAGCGGGAAGACACCCCACCUGGGUCUCACCCGGACCAGCGGGGGUCCGGUCUGGGACCCUUGGCAGAGCUCUUUGACCGCAAGGGUCCCAGUCAGGGCCCCCCCAUGAACAAGAGACGGCUGCCGCUCAGCUUCUGGACCCAGCCGGCCCCCCCGGGGGGCGAGCACACCCACCUGCAGUACAGCCUGCUUACACACACCUUGGACCACUCGCCCCCAGACUUUAGCGACCUGUUGGCCCACUGGGACCCCGAACUCACCCACACUCUGACGCACGAGUCUAAUAUGGACCAUUGAACGCACCAUCCAUCCUG